AUGGCGGAGGUGCCGCAGGGACACGCGCUCGGCAGCGGCCUGGAGGCCGACGACGGCCGCCCGGAGACGCCACCCUCGCCGCCGUCGCCGCCCUCGCCGCCGUCGCCCGCGGCCCCGGAGUCCCCCGCGCUCCCCGAGCCCGCGCAGCCGUCCGAGGCGUACGCGCGCCAGCUGCUGCUGGAGGAGUGGGGGCCGCCGGGCGGGAGCCUGCAGGUGCCCGCGCGCCUCAGCUGGAGGCUGAUCUUGCUGCGCCGGCCGCUCUACCGCAACCUGCUGCGCUCGCCCAACCCCGAAGGCAUCAACAUUUAUGAGCCAGCACCUGCUACUGGUCCCACCCAGCAACCCCUGGAGACUCUCGGCAAUUUCAGAGGGUGGUUUAUUAGAACGGAAAAGCUCCAGUCAAACCUCAGCUGGACAGUGAAGCAACAGUGUGUGGACCUCCUGGCUGAGGGCCUGUGGGAGGAGCUACUGGAUGACGAGCAGCCAGACAUCACCGUCAUGGACUGGUAUGAGGACAGUUGCCUGGACUCGUGUGUCUAUGAGCUGCACGUCUGGCUGCUGGCUGCUGACCGCCACACGGUCAUCGCGCAGCACCACGCAGCCCCCCGGGCCUCUGGGAGAGGUCCCCCCGGCCGCUGGGUCCAGGUGUCCCACGUGUUCCGUCAGUAUGGCCCUGGCGUGCGCUUCGUCCAUUUCAUGCACAAAACCAAGAACCGGAUGGAGGCUGGUGGGCUGCGGAGGACAAGGGUGACUGACUCCUCCGUGUCUGUGCAGCUGAAGGAGUGA
This is a messenger RNA of Orycteropus afer afer, 786 nucleotides long. RefSeq names its product NCCRP1, F-box associated domain containing (gene NCCRP1). Gene Ontology annotation, molecular function: ubiquitin protein ligase activity. Bases 1 to 786 code for a protein of 261 amino acids. Gene Ontology annotation, cellular component: SCF ubiquitin ligase complex; cytoplasm. Lineage: Eukaryota; Metazoa; Chordata; Mammalia; Tubulidentata; Orycteropodidae. The record is from RefSeq and is a predicted model, not a curated record. Gene Ontology annotation, biological process: SCF-dependent proteasomal ubiquitin-dependent protein catabolic process; glycoprotein catabolic process. The transcript has 6 exons.